This is a messenger RNA of Mycena indigotica, 1119 nucleotides long. RefSeq names its product Structure-specific endonuclease subunit SLX1. NCBI's taxonomy places the organism in Eukaryota, Fungi, Basidiomycota, Agaricomycetes, Agaricales, Mycenaceae. Gene Ontology annotation, cellular component: Slx1-Slx4 complex. The transcript has 5 exons. Gene Ontology annotation, biological process: double-strand break repair via homologous recombination. Gene Ontology annotation, molecular function: 5'-flap endonuclease activity; crossover junction DNA endonuclease activity. Bases 1 to 1119 code for a protein of 372 amino acids. The record is from RefSeq and is a predicted model, not a curated record.
AUGCCUGUUAUCUUCUCAAAUCGGUUCAUACUCCAGCAGCCACCGCGUACAUCGUCUUCUUCACCUUCCACUCGUCUAAUCCUUACUAGCACGUACAUUGGGAGCACGCCAAAUCCCCCGAAGCGUAUCCGCCAGCAUAACGGAGAACUAACCCAAGGCGCCUUCAAGACCAAGUCAAAGAGACCAUGGAUUAUGCAAAUGAUCGUCUACGGCUUUCCUUCUAAAUUAACCGCGUUACAAUUUGAAUGGGCCUGGCAACAUUCACACAAGAGCCGCCACUUGCGAGAUGCUGAGGGGAAGCCAUUAUUGUCUCCCGCGAGAGUAAUGCGCGCUCAUAUCCGAGCAGUGCGACUCAUGAUUGCCACCUAUUGGGCCUCAUACAGUCUUCACGUCAAAUUAUUCACCGAGGCCGCGGUUCGAGACUGGAAAGCAGCUGAACAAGUGACGCCAGUCCUGCCCGUGGGCUUUACCUGUCAAGUCGAGCUCGAGGGUGUCAAUGGCCGGUCAGGCAAAGCAGGAUCAGGACGCGACGGUCCCAUCUUAGUUGACGACGGCUUGUUUACCUCAGCUCUUCUUGCGAAAAAUAAUGCUCUUGCUGCCUCAGGGAAACAACUGACAUGCAGCAUCUGUGGCGAAAAUCUGUCAAGCCACAACACGGAAGCGCUACGAACCGCACUCUGCCCAGUCUCAGGAUGCUCUUCGAUCGCACAUUUGACCUGUCUGUCCCAAAAAUUCCUUACAAAAGCGUCGACCUCAUCUGGAAUCCUACCACGGGGUGGGAAUUGCGUUGGAUGUGGCACCUAUGUGCUCUGGGGCAAUAUUGUUCAUGGCUCGUUUCGUCGUGCUGGAAUGGUCGCGGACCCUGAAGGCGACGAGGAUGCGCUAUUUUUAUCGGACAGCGAUGAAGAUCAGGAACCGACUAAAAGCAGAAGCAAACGAAGAGUAAAACCUGCUAAUGUGUCUUCUGAGGGCGAGGAAUUCGAUUUUGGAGCUGUGGAUCGGGGAAGUGAUCGUGCGCAAGUCAAAUCGCAAAAGCGUAUCCCACAACCAACUGGCGCGUCGCGGAAUCCGCGCGCUGCUUCGCUUGCUUUGUUUGAGUCCGAUAGUUGUAGUGACUGA